This is a messenger RNA of Prionailurus viverrinus (fishing cat), 2789 nucleotides long. It is a transcript of the gene ZMYND15, whose product is annotated as zinc finger MYND-type containing 15. The transcript has 13 exons. Gene Ontology annotation, biological process: spermatid development; negative regulation of DNA-templated transcription. Gene Ontology annotation, molecular function: histone deacetylase binding. The record is from RefSeq and is a predicted model, not a curated record. The coding region runs from base 442 to 2664 and encodes 740 amino acids. NCBI's taxonomy places the organism in Eukaryota, Metazoa, Chordata, Mammalia, Carnivora, Felidae.
UGCAGGUACCGGAGGAGCGGAGCGGCCGGGAGGGGCUGGGUCCCCUGGGGCUCCCCGCCGAACCGAUCCAAGCCGGAGGGAUGCCCCGGCUCAGACGGAUCCCGGAGUCUUGCCUCCUGCCCAAACCCUUCCCCUCGGGUUGGCCCUCCAAACCUGCUCAGCGCUCGAACCCCGGUCCUGAGGGUUUGAACCCCCAAUACCGCCUCUCUCGUGACUACUCCUCCUAAAGCCUCCUCGCCCCCUUCCAAGUCUAUUCCCCAUUCCCACCCUGAGCCCCGAAAACUAGCCUCUGCUCCUAACAUUCCUCCAAUCCAGAGGUUCCCCUCGUACGUGACCCUCAGACCCACGCCCUCCCCAUCUUGUGACCCGGCCCCCAACUCCCCUCACCAUACAUCCGUUCCUCUGCUCAGUCUGGGCCCAGGCCCCUGUGGCCCUGAAGACAUGGAGUUUGUAUCUGGAUACCGGGAUGAAUUCCUUGAUUUCGCUGCCCUCCUGUUUGGCUGGUUCCGAAAGUUCGCGACAGAGCGCGGGGCUGUGGGGGCCAGCCUUGAGGGCCGCUGGCGCCAGCUGGAGACGCAGAUCAGAAGGCUGCCCCAGGACCCCGCCCUUUGGGUGCUGCAUGUUCUGCCCAACCGUAAUGUGGGCAUCAGCCUGGGGCAAGGAGCAGAGCCAGGCCCUGGAUCGGGCCUGGGGGCUGCCCAGUUCCUGGGAGAUGAGCCCCCACUCCACCUGCGAGACCUAAGCCCCUAUGUCAGUUUUGUCAGCCUGGAGGAAGGGGAGGAAGCAGAGGAGGAGGAGGAGGAAGAGAGUGGAGAGGAGGAGGGUGCAGGCUUGGAGAAGGUAGAUCCAGACAAAAAUGGGGCCCCUGCCCCUACCAGCAGGGACUCCCCCCAGGAAGCAAACCCUCCAGGGAGGCCAGAGGAGCCGGAGCGACAGGCAGGAGGUGGAGGAGGUGGCCAGGAUUGCUGCCGAGAAGACAAGGCAGAGGACGAAGCAGUCCCUGAGAGGAGGAAGGGGCGGAGAAGUGAGGCUGCCCCCCUGCACCUUUCCUGCCUCUUGCUGGUAACAGACGAACAUGGCACCAUCUUGGGCAUUGACCUACUAAUGGAUGGAGCCCAGGGCAGUGCAGGCAAGGGCUCAGGGCCAGAGAACCUGGCCCCUCGGGCCUAUGCUCUCCUCUGCCACAGCAUGGCCUGCCCCAUGGGCUCCGGAGACCCUCGAAAGCCCCGACAGCUGACUGUGGGAGAUGCCCAGCUGCAUCGAGAGCUGGAGAGUCUGGUCCCGAGGCUGGGAGUGAAGCUAGCCAAGACGCCGAUGCGCACAUGGGGUCCCCGGCCAGGCUUCACGUUUGCCUCCCUUCGGGCUCGAACCUGCCACGUCUGUCACAGACAUAGCUUUGAAGUGAAGCUGACACCUUGCCCCCAGUGUAGCGCGGUCUUGUACUGCGGAGAGUCUUGUCUCCGGGCCGACUGGCGGCGAUGUCCGGAUGACGUGAGCCACCGGUUUUGGUGCCCGAGGCUCGCGGCCUUCAUGGAACGUGCCGGAGAACUGGCAACGCUGCCUUUUACCUACGCCACAGAGGUGACCAGUGAAACCUUCAACAAGGAGGCCUUCCUGGCCUCACGGGGCCUCACUCGUGGCUACUGGACCCAGCUCAGCAUGCUGAUUCCAGGCCCUGGCACGCCCAGGCACCCCCGGGGCAGCACGCCAUCCCUCAGCCUUCUUCUCAGUGGAGAUCCCUACCAGCUUCUCCAGGGGGAUGGGCCUGCCCUGAUGCCUCCUGUGCCCCCAGAUCCACCCAGGAGCUUCUUUGGCUCAUGGCAGGAUUACUACAGGUGGAGGGGCCUCGGCUUGGACUCCCCCAUGGCUGUGCUUCUCACCUACCCGCUGACUGUGUACUACGUCAUCACCCACCUGGUGCCCCAGUCCUUUCCUGAGCUCAACAUCCAGAACAAGCAGUCACUGAAAAUCCACGUGGUGGAGGCCGGGAAGGAGUUUGACCUGGUCAUGGUGUUUUGGGAGCUCUUGGUCCUGCUCCCCCACGUGGCCCUAGAGCUGCAGUUUGUGGGCGACGGCCUGCCCCCCGAGAGUGACCAGCAGCAUUUUACCCUGCAGAGGGAUGGCCCAGAAGUGUCUGUCCGUCCUGGUUCUGGGGUAUCGGGGCGGCUCAGCUCCGGGACCAAGGAGAAGGGGGGCCGCAGGGACCUGCAGAUCAAGGUGUCUGCACGGCCCUACCACCUGCUCCAGGGGCCCAAACCUGACCUGGUUAUCGGGUUUAACUCCGGCUUCGGUCUCAAGGACACCUGGCUGAGCUCGCUGCCCCGGCUCCAGUCCCUCCGAGUGCCGGCCUUCUUCACCGAGAGCAGCGAGUACGGCUGUGUGAUGGACGACCAGACCAUGGCGGUGGCCACGGGAGGGGGCACCAGCCCCCCGAGGCCCAAUCCCUUCCGCUCCCCUUUUCGCCUGCGAGCGGCCGACAACUGCAUGCCCUGGUACUGCAACGCCUUCAUCUUCCAUCUGGUCUACAAGCCCCCGCAGGGGGGCGGGGCCCGCCCGGCGCCGGGUCCCGCGCCCCAGGCCCCGCCCCCCGCCGCGCCCCCCGCCCCCGCCCGCAGACGCCGAGGGGAGAAGAAACCUGGGCGGGGGGCCCGCCGGCGCAGGUGAGGGCCCAGGUGUGGCCGCCCGGCGCCCCCCGCCCAACACGCCCUCGAAAGCAGAUCGGAGCCGCGCACGGCCGGGGGGAGGUGUUUGGCGGAUCGCGCGGAGGUAAAUAAAAGUGCUCGUUUGAA